Molecule: messenger RNA, 6049 nt
Organism: Pecten maximus
Lineage: Eukaryota; Metazoa; Mollusca; Bivalvia; Pectinida; Pectinidae
Product: ATPase ASNA1 homolog
Exons: 9
Coding region: 1-1008 (335 amino acids)
Biological process (GO): post-translational protein targeting to endoplasmic reticulum membrane
Cellular component (GO): GET complex
Molecular function (GO): ATP hydrolysis activity; ATP binding
Source: RefSeq, a predicted model, not a curated record
AUGGCGGCCUCCUCAGAUGUAGAUUUAGAGAUGGAACCUUCUCUGAAGAAUAUUGUUGAACAGACAAGUUUAAAAUGGAUUUUUGUCGGUGGGAAAGGAGGUGUUGGGAAGACGACAACAAGCUGUUCUUUAUCAGUGCAGCUUGCCAAGGUACGUGAAACUGUGCUGAUCAUAUCGACAGAUCCAGCUCACAAUAUUUCCGAUGCCUUCAACCAGAAAUUCUCAAAGGUGCCAACGCUGGUCAAUGGUUUUCCAAACUUAUAUGCAAUGGAAAUAGAUCCAAAUUUGGGCUUCUCAGAACUCCCAGAAGAAUAUUUUGAGCAGCAAGAUGCUAUGCACAUGGGGAAGGCCAUGGUCGGGGAACUCCUGAGUGCAUUUCCUGGAAUCGACGAAGCUAUGAGUUUUGCUGAAGUCAUGAAGCUGGUAAAUGGGAUGAACUUUUCAUGUGUAGUGUUUGACACAGCCCCCACAGGUCACACCCUCCGUCUCUUGUCGUUUCCGUCCGUCAUAGAGAAGGGGCUCGGCAAGAUCCUCCGGCUCAAAAAUCAAGUGGGACCAUUUAUAUCACAGAUGGCUGGUAUGAUCGGAAUGCAGGAUAUGAACGCUGACGACAUGUCAACCAAACUCCAGGACAUGCUGACAACCAUUAGACACGUCAAUGCUCAGUUUAAAAAUGCAGAAGAGACGACGUUUGUAUGUGUGUGUAUAGCAGAAUUCCUAUCGCUAUACGAAACAGAAAGACUGGUGCAAGAGUUGACCAAGUAUGGAAUUGACACUCACAACGUCGUGGUCAACCAACUCUUAUUUUUAAAGAAGGGACAAGAACCGUGCAAACUGUGCAAAGCUCGGCACAAAAUACAGGCCAAGUAUUUAGACCAGAUUGCAGAUCUCUACGAGGACUUCAACGUGACAAAGUUACCUUUACUGGAAGAGGAAGUUCGAGGGGCAGCAAAGAUCACAGAAUUUUCCAGCAACCUCUUAGAACCGUUCGAUGUAGAUAAAUCGUAGCCUCAGGGUGGAAAUGAUUUUUAGCAGACCUCAAGUCGCCCUUCGUCUGUGGUCCAUCAUAAGUUGUCCCUCUGUCUGUUCGUAAACAGUCGGUGGUUUAGUUAUACUGAAAACUGAAGGGAUAUUUCUGAAAUUUCACAGUUAGGUUUCAAUUGGUCCCUUCUUAUGGCUGUUCAAUUUUGGAAUUGAUCAUAACUAGAAAAGAAAUAGCUGAAAUUAAUCAACACCACAUGUUGAUAGCAAAGAUAAUUAAGAGGAAAGAAGAGAACAAUACCAAAAAGAUCAAAGUUAAAUCAAGUUAAAAAAAAAAAAAUCAAAGAUGAAACAAUGGUGGGCGCCAAAGUGCCUCUUUGGUAGCUUGUUAUUUAUUGUAUAAGGUUAUCAAGUGAGAGGGGUUGGGAGUGGGGAGCUGGGCUUACACUGUCGAUAGUUAUUUACACUCAAUACAUAAUUACAUCAUGUCUCGGAAUCUUUGUGCUUUAUAGCACAUAUGGUUCUCAGUAAAUUCUAAAUUUUCAAAUAAUGAAAAAGUUAAACAGAUAGUUAACUAUAGACAUGUGUGGCCAUGACAUUUUUUAAAACUGUUGUACAUGUAAGACAGAUUGAUUUUGAUUGCCUCAACUAGGGUUCGAUCCCAUGACCCAUGGUGUACUAGACUAUUAGUCUAGUGAUUGAGCUAAACAGAAAUUCUCCCUAGCCGAGUCGGUAGGAAGUAGCUAAUAUCUUACCAGGGGGACUAAUUCCCUGGCCGAGUCAGUAGGAAGUAGCUAAUAUCUUACCAUGGGGGACUAAUUGCCUGGUCGAGUCGGUAGGAAGUAGUUAAUAUCUUACCAGGGGGACUAAUUCCUUGGCCGAGUCGGUAGGAAGUAGCUAAUAUCUUACCAGGGGGACUAAUUGCCUGGCCGAGUCAGUAGGAAGUAGCUAAUAUCUUACCAGGGGGACUAAUUCCCUGGUCGAGUCGGUAGGAAGUGGCUAAUAUCUUACCAGGGGGACUAAUUCCCUGGCCGAGUCGGUAGGAAGUAGCUAAUAUCUUACCAUGGGGGACUAAUUCCCUGGCCGAGUCGGUAGGAAGUAGCUAAUAUCUUACCAGGGGGACUAAUUCCCUGGCCGGGUCGGUAGGAAGUGGCUAAUAUCUUACCAGGGGGACUAAUUCCCUGGCCGAGUCAGUAGGAAGUAGCUAAUAUCUUACCAGGGGGACUAAUUCCCUGGUCGAGUCGGUAGGAAGUAGCUAAUAUCUUACCAGGAGGACUAAUUCCCUGGUCGAGUCGGUAGGAAGUAGUUAAUAUCUAACCAGGGGGACUAAUUGCCUGGCCGAGUCGGUAGGAAGUAGCUAAUAUCUUACCAGGGGGACUAAUUCCCUGGCCGAGUCGGUAGGAAGUAGCUAAUAUCUUACCAGGGGGACUAAUUCCCUGGUCGAGUCGGUAGGAAGUAGCUAAUAUCUUACCAGGGGGACUAAUUCCUUGGCCGAGUCGGUAGGAAGUAGCUAAUAUCUUACCAGGGGGACUAAUUGCCUGGCCGAGUCGGUAGGAAGUAGCUAAUAUCUUACCAGGGGGACUAAUUCCCUGGUCGAGUCGGUAGGAAGUAGCUAAUAUCUUACCAGGGGGACUAAUUCCCUGGCCGAGUAAGUAGGAAGUAGCUAAUAUCUUACCAGGGGGACCAAUUCCCUGGUCAAGUCGGUAGGAAGUAGCUAAUAUGUUACCAGGGGGACUAAUUCCCUGGUCAAGUCGGUAGGAAGUAGUUAAUAUCUUACCAUGGGGGACUAAUUCCUUGGCCGAGUCGGUAGGAAGUAGCUAAUAUCUUACCAGGGGGACUAAUUCCCUGGUCGAGUCGGUAGGAGGUAGCUAAUAUCUUACCAGGGGGACUAAUUCCCUGGUCGAGUCGGUAGGAAGUAGCUAGUAUCUUACCAGGGGGACUAAUUCCCUGGUCGAGUCGGUAGGAGGUAGCUAAUAUCUUACCAUGGGGGACUAAUUCCCUAGUCGAGUCGGUAGGAAGUAGCUAAUAUCUUACCAGGGAGACGAACUCCCCACCCACAGAAUUACUCAUCAAGUUUUACAGGUGUAACGAGAGAUUCUUGUUAAAGUAAAACUUGGUAAUUUUUAUCAAUUUUUCUUCCGAGUCUUGGUACAUUGCAAUGAAACAGGUAAUUAUUCUAAUGCUAUCUCUGAGGAUCUCUGGUUUACAAGACAAACCCUUUACUGAAUGUCUUCUUCCAAGUCUAGGCGGUAGGAUGCAACUUGUAUUUUAUCAUCGUUAUAAAAAAAAUAAUAAUAAUAAGAAAGCCUGUUCAGUGACCGAAUAACAUCACCACGGUCUACUAAUUUACAUCAGAUGCUGUGAAUAAUCUCCAUAUAUUUGGUCUACUAAAAACAGAUUCAUUAGUAUAAUGCCUUUGUUCUAUAUGGUCUUUCAUGUCUAAUUACAUGACAUCGUGUGGUAAACUUGUUAUGACAGAAAUAGGGAGUGAUUCAGUGCUUAAAUAGUCUAAUACCAUCCCCACUAUAUUUCAAAAGACAUUGAUAAUUCAAUUUUGUUUCAUAAAUGGAUAGAGAUAGAUUAACUGUUGCACAAUAUACCAAUGAUCGUUGAAUUCAGCAAGUGUACAUAAUGGUUACAGAAAUUUUGAAGCAAAUUCGUAGAAUACAUUUGUCAAAUUCUGUAAAUAAAUAAAAAAUUCAAAAAAAUAAAAACUUAUCUGCGCUCAUAUAUAAUACAUUGACUUGAAAGUUUGAUGGCUGUUCAUUAGCAUAUUCGGCAGUAAAAGACCAUGAAAGGUUUUUGAAUAUACACUGUACAUGUACCUUGAAUAGCCUUGUUGUAAUUAUGCAGUAUGUCUGUCAACUUUUUUAACUUCAUAGAUAUGACAAUUUCUGAUCCCCUACCACAAAAUAUUGUUUAUUAUAGUGAAAAUUAUUUACAGAUCAAUUCAUUGUUAAAGAUGACAUCUUUUUAUUCUAUAUUAUUACACAAUGUACAAAGUAAUUAUUUGGAUAUAUGAAAUGUUACACUGGAAAUUCACAUGUAAUUAUUAUACAUUUUUAUAUAGAUAUGUGCUUUUUACAAUAAUUAUGUUUGUCAGAAAUGUUUGUACAUGUGUUUUAAUGUAUCUUGUUAAAUUUCUAAAACAAGGUUCACUAGUAUCGAAAAGAUAUCCUAUGUUCGGCUAUUCACUUUUUAGCCUGGUUUCAUAUUUCUCAGAAAUUACCUGCCAUGUUAAAGUUUUUUCUUGCAAAUCAUAUUUAAUUUGACAUUACCAUGAAAAACAAUGUUUUUGUAAGUCUUCAAAAAAUCUUGUGUUUGUAGAGUAUUUUUAAGCUCAACUGUCUGAAUGUAAACUUAUACACCUUGGUGUGGCAUCCAUCCUCAUCAUUCAGAUUUUGCGUUGAAGCCGUCCCAUCACCUUUAGAAGUAUAGAAAAUAAAUUGGACCCCAUUCGUUUUCAAAUAGUCCAUUCACACUAUACUGAGAUGUCCCAUUUAAUCUGAAAAAGGACACUACUAUAAAACACCCAACACAAACUUUGAAUCAUCCUGUUAAAAAAAAUGGUGUUUGAAUUACAGGAUACUGGGAUGAAUAAAGUUUGUUAAAAUUAAUGACCUUGACCUACUUUCAAGGUCACUGGGGGUCAAAUGUGUUGAAAACUUCAGAUGGUUUUUCCUCAAUAACCAAGAACCCAAGCAGAUAAUAUACUAGAUAGGAGGGAUGUAAAAUGUGGAAUCACUGAAAACAUCUUAGUCCAAUAAAUAAAACUUUUCAACAAGGAUUUCUCUUCAUAAGUUGAGAACAGGUGAGUGGUUCAGGUCUAUUGGGGCUCUUUUUUUUUUUUUUUAGACUUGGGCAUUUAUUUGUUAGCAGCAUUAAGACAAGUCAUAAUUGUGUUCAAAGGUAGUCCAACCUUGAUUUCAAAUUGAAUUUCUUCAAUAAGCAAUACUUAUUGUUAAUGAUGUUUGUACAUCAAGUUCAGGCAUCGAAUACAUUGUAGUAGAAAAUUCAAAAAGAAAGAGAGAGAGAAAGAGGAAAAUGUUUUCUCAUAUCAUAAAUAUUUGGGAUUACAUGUACAUAUUUCAAUGUUUUUCCAACAUCAAAUGUUUCAGCAAAAGUCGGAUGCGAAUGGCGCUGUAUACGUACUUCAUUGAUGACAGGAGUAGAGUACAUUAUUGUAGUUGAAAAUGUAUCAGAUUUAAACAAAAAGGAUUUGUACCCAUAAACACACAUACAACAUGUGAUAUAAUGUAUAAAUAUACCUUACCAUCCAUAAGUUCCCAUACAAUUUACAGAAAUUGUUUUGAAAUUCAGUAAAUAUUAUUAAAAUAUUGUGUAUUGUAUUUUUUAUCUAAACUUCCUACCAUGGUAAUGCUUUUAUAGUAUUUCAAUAGUUGAUAGUUAUUGAUGAUCCAAAAAUUCUCAAAAAAUUUUUUUGCAAUAUGACAUCUUUUUAAAAAAAUUGUUAAAAUGAGAACAAACUUUCAUAGGAUAACAUCAUUUAUCGAGUGGGAUGAUAUGUUACAUUUUUCAAAAAAUAAAUGAUUUUUUUUUUUUCUUUUUGGAUAUUUUGAAUAAUAGGUCCCUUGUCACUUGUCACUGACCAAUGAAUACACCUCAAGGAAUUGCAAAGUUUCUGAUUUGCUUAUAAUAUUUCAGCAAGUCAAAAUAGUGUCUGUAGUUCUUACGGAUGGCAUUGUAGUUGGAUUAUACACCUAAUCCUGCAUAAUAGUUCUCAUGCUGGAAAAAAAACUUUCACACUUAGGAUACCGAUUUAUUACUAAAAUAAGACAGGAUAUAGGAUAUGGUUAUAAAGUUUCUUUAUACAGUUUAAUCAUCUCGUGUCGAGAAUCAGCAUGAAAAUAUCUCUUGAAAUUUGUCAGAUUUGCUUUUCCAUGUACCUGGUACAUAUCUUCAGUUAAUUUUGUUUUUGUUAAUUUAUUAGAAAUUAAAACCAAUUUGUACAUUUCUGAUAUUUAAUGGAAUUAUUUGGAGGUUGAUUAUGUAUUCAAUCUAUAAUGUAAAUAUUGGAGGAAAUAAAGGUCAUUUAAUGAUUUAUAAA